This is a messenger RNA of Cinclus cinclus, 1505 nucleotides long. It is a transcript of the gene PPIL4, whose product is annotated as peptidylprolyl isomerase like 4. Gene Ontology annotation, molecular function: peptidyl-prolyl cis-trans isomerase activity; RNA binding. Gene Ontology annotation, cellular component: nucleus. Bases 11 to 1450 code for a protein of 479 amino acids. The transcript is spliced from 13 exons. NCBI's taxonomy places the organism in Eukaryota, Metazoa, Chordata, Aves, Passeriformes, Cinclidae. Gene Ontology annotation, biological process: protein peptidyl-prolyl isomerization. The record is from RefSeq and is a predicted model, not a curated record.
GCGCGCGGCCAUGGCGGUGCUGCUGGAGACCACGGUGGGAGACCUGGUCAUCGACCUGUACACGGAGGAGCGGCCCCGCGCUUGUCUGAAUUUCCUGAAGCUCUGCAAAGUCAAGUACUACAACUAUUGUCUUAUUUAUAAUGUACAGAGGGAUUUCAUUAUACAAACUGGAGAUCCCAUGGGAACUGGCCGUGGAGGGGAAUCCAUAUUUUGUCAACUGUACGGUGAUCAAGCCAGAUUUUUUGAGGCAGAAAAGGUGCCAAGGAUCAAGCACAAGAAGAAGGGAACUGUGUCAAUGGUGAACAAUGGCAGUGAUCAGCAUGGAUCACAGUUCCUCAUUACCACAGGGGAAAAUCUGGAUUACCUUGAUGGUGUACAUACAGUGUUUGGAGAAGUGACAGAAGGCAUGGAUGUAUUGAAAACAAUUAAUGAAACCUUUGUAGAUAAGGAUUUUAUCCCCUAUCAAGAUAUCAGGAUAAAUCAUACAGUAAUUUUAGAUGAUCCCUUUGAUGAUCCACCUGGCUUGUGUGUUCCUGAUCGUUCACCAGAACCUACAAAGGAACAGCUCGACAGUGGCAGAAUAGGAGCAGAUGAAGAAAUUGAUGACAUGAAAGGACGGUCUGCAGAUGAAAUAGAAGAAGUUCAGGCAGAAAAAGAAGCAAAAACUCGUGCCAUUCUUCUGGAAAUGGUGGGAGACUUACCAGAUGCAGACAUCAAGCCGCCAGAAAAUGUGCUGUUUGUUUGUAAACUGAAUCCUGUGACCACAGGUGAAGACCUGGAGAUAAUAUUUUCACGAUUUGGUCCCAUUAAAAGUUGUGAAGUGAUCCGAGACUGGAAGACUGGUGAAUCUCUUUGUUAUGCUUUCAUUGAAUUUGAAAAGGAGGAAGACUGUGAGAAAGCCUACUUUAAAAUGGACAACGUGCUGAUAGAUGACAGACGGAUACAUGUCGAUUUUAGCCAAUCUGUUGCAAAGAUUAAAUGGAAGGGUAAAGGUGGCCGGUAUACCAAGGAAGAUUUCAAGGACUAUGAGAAGGAACGUGACAAACCUUCGAAAUUUGCUCUGAAAGAAAAAGUAAAACCAAAGCAAGAUGCCAAGUAUGACCUUGUGCUGGAUGAGGAUGUAGAAGAGUAUCACACAAGUCAGUCACACUUGACUAAAAAACAGAAGAAGAAAAAGCACCACCAUUCUGAAGAUGAAGAUGAUGACAAGAGGACCAAAAAAUCUAAGGAUUCUGACCGAAAGCACGAAGAGCGCUGUAGGGAGAGGACCAAGAGUGAGAGGAAAGACAGGCAUCGGAGCCGCAGCCGUUCUCAGGAGAGAGAUUACACUUACAGCAGACAAAAAGACAAAUACAGAGAAGACAUCCGAGUAAAAGACUGGGAUAAAAAAGCAGACAGAAGCAGAAGUCCUAAGAAAUCAAAAGACAAAGAGAGGUCCAAGUACAGAUGAAGGACAAGGAAAAGACAGAGGGGAACUAAAAUAAUAAAUUUAACUUUUUUCUUUU